CUCCUGCAUUCAUGACCACCCAUCUCUAUGGUUGUCCUAUUCCCUGCACAUAAUAUUACACGCUCACCCUCUUCUUCUACACAAUUCCACUUACAAUUCACGAACUCUUCUUCUAAGGGCAGUUUCAGCAGUAAAAUAACUGGGAAGGUUGGAAUUAUGGCGACAAUGGCAAUGGCAGCAACUGCUAGCUCCAGUACUGUUCUCAGGCCAACUGUUGUGCCUAUGGGAUCUGGGAAAUACACCAUGGGCAAUGAAUUGUGGUAUGGACCCGACAGGGUGAAGUACUUGGGCCCCUUUUCAGCUCCGACUCCUUGAAAAUUUCCUGGUGAUUAUGGCUGGGACACUGCUGGAUUAUCUGCUGACCCCGAAGCCUUUGCUAAGAACACGGCUCUUGAGGUGAUCCAUGGUCUAUGGGCUAUGCUUGGAGCACUGGGCUGCAUCACCCCAGAAGUUCUGGAGAAAUGGGUCAGAGGAGACUUCAAAGAACCAGUAUGGUUCAAAGCUGGAGCUCAAAUUUUCUCAGAAGGUGUUGGCCUCGACUACCUGGGCAACCCCAACCUUGUUCAUGCCCAAAGCAUCCUAGCAGUGCUAGGUUUCCAAGUCAUUUUCAUGGGUCUGGUUGAGGGGUUCCGUAUCAAUGGUCUUCCUGGAGUUGGAGAAGGCAAUGACCUCUACCCGCGUGGCCAAUACUUCGACCCUCUCGGCCUUGCCGAUGACCCAGUCACAUUCGCUGAGCUCAAGGUGAAGGAGAUCAAGAACGGCCUGCUAGCCAUGUUCUCCAUGUUCGGUUUCUUUGUGCAAGCUAUUGUCACCGACGAGGGGCCCCUGGAGAACCUCUUGGAUCAUCUUGACAAUCCUGUCGCCAAUAAUGCUUGGGUCUAUGCCACCAAGUUCGUGCCCGGAUCUUAAAUUGAAUUUGAGUCCCUUAAAUCUUGUUUCAUGUGAUUGAGAUAGAAUUGGAAGUCCAUGUGUAGUUAACGUGCUUUCAGACUUCAAAAACUUCAAAUUUGUAUUCGUGAGAUCCAACAAUGGCUAUUGAUUUUCCGGUUGGGUUUGUCUU
Molecule: messenger RNA, 1060 nt
Organism: Juglans regia (Persian walnut)
Lineage: Eukaryota; Viridiplantae; Streptophyta; Magnoliopsida; Fagales; Juglandaceae
Product: chlorophyll a-b binding protein 13, chloroplastic
Biological process (GO): response to light stimulus; photosynthesis, light harvesting in photosystem I
Cellular component (GO): plastoglobule; chloroplast thylakoid membrane; chloroplast envelope
Source: RefSeq, a predicted model, not a curated record